AUGCCGCGUGGAGCCGCUCAAAAACUAUUCGUUGGCAACCUGCCAAGCGACGUGCGCGAGCAAGAAGUCGAGGACAUUUUCACCAAGUACGGCCGCAUCCGGAACGUUUCGAUCAAAUCGAGCCGCGCCGGACCCGCGUUCGCUUUCGUCGAAUUCGAGGACAAUCGGGACGCCGAGAACGCUAUCCGCGGUCGCAGCGGAUACGAAUUAGACGGAAAGCGCAUAACGGUCGAGUUCACGCGAGGAGUGGGACCGCGAGGACCGGGCGGCCGACCGAUGAACGACUCGCGCGGAUUCGGCGGCGGUGGAAGACCGCAGAAGGGCACAGGACACCGGGUGAUCGUCGAGGGACUGCCGGAAACCGGAUCGUGGCAAGACCUGAAGGACCACAUGCGCGAGGCGGGCGAUAUCUGCUUCGCCGACGUCGCCAAAGACGGAACCGGCAUCGUCGAGUUCGUCAAUUACGAUGACGUCAAGUACGCGGUCCGCAAGUUGGACGAUACCAAGUUCCGAUCCCAUAAGGUUCGUUUCAAUAUCAGCGUCUACGUUAUAUCACGGCGUUUUCUCAAUUUUUCGUCCACGUAAACGAAAAAAAAACAGUGAGCGAGAGAGAAGCGAUUUGCGUGUGAAAAGGCAGAGACGCAGACGCGCAACUGUUUUUUGCUCCAAAAUUCGCCACAGAGUGCGUUCACAUUAAAACAAUGCCCCGAUAAUAUAUUUUCUUUUCAGGGCGAAACUGCGCACAUCCGUGUUCGCGAGGACCCCGGAAGGAGAUCGGCCCGUUCCCGAUCCCGCUCGCCGGCCCGUCGUGCUUCUACCUCGCGUUCUCGUUCUCGGGACCGUUUUCCGCUGAGAGAAUCGCGUCGACGGUCGCCGUCGCGCAGCCGUUCUCCGUCGCAAUCCCGUUCCCGCUCGGCCAGUCGCAGCCCUUCUCCAUAA
Messenger RNA from Caenorhabditis sp. 36 PRJEB53466, 939 nucleotides. The record is from the annotation of a GenBank genome assembly. Lineage: Eukaryota; Metazoa; Nematoda; Chromadorea; Rhabditida; Rhabditidae.